Messenger RNA from Ilex paraguariensis (yerba mate), 708 nucleotides. The record is from the annotation of a GenBank genome assembly. Lineage: Eukaryota; Viridiplantae; Streptophyta; Magnoliopsida; Aquifoliales; Aquifoliaceae.
AUGGCAGUGUGCACUUCUUCCACACACUUAAGCUCAACUUCAUUCCACUUCAGAAACCCUAGAACUCGCCUUUCUCUUCGGCAUGUCUACUUCAAUUUCUCAUCCUCUUCAGAUGAAUCUCCGAAACCCUCGUUUCGCAUUUCAGCCGAUUCUGCCCCCUCAUCACCAAAAGCACGAUUCGUCGCAAGACGAAGAGAGUCCGUGCGGGUUCCAGUUGGCAAACGCCCUCUACUUGAAUAUAUGAGCCUUCCAGCGAGUCAGUACUCUGUGUUGGACGCCGAAAGGAUCGAGAGGGUUGAUGACAGUACAUUCAGGUGUUAUGUGUAUAAGUUGAAGUUCUUUGCUUUUGAGGUGUGCCCGGUUUUGUUGGUUAGAGUUGAAGAGCAGCCUAAUGGUUGUUGUAUUAAGCUCUUGUCUUGCAAGCUUGAGGGAUCGCCAAUAGUUGUUGCACAGAAUGAUAAGUUUGAUGCUUUUAUGGUGAAUAGAAUAUCAUGUGAUAGCAAACAGAGCACCUCACCAGUCCAGCAACUUAGUUCAGAUGCAGUUAUUGAGGUUAACAUUGAGAUUCCUUUUGCAUUUCGAGCAAUUCCAGUGCAAGCAAUUGAAUCAACUGGCACCCAAGUCCUAGAACAAACAUUAAAAUUCAUGCUCCCACGCUUUAUGUCACAGCCAAACUGGCUUCCAUCAGCUGUGAGAAUGACGGACUGA